Molecule: messenger RNA, 1032 nt
Organism: Alternaria viburni
Lineage: Eukaryota; Fungi; Ascomycota; Dothideomycetes; Pleosporales; Pleosporaceae
Exons: 2
Coding region: 1-1032 (343 amino acids)
Source: RefSeq, a predicted model, not a curated record
AUGACGCCACCCGCGAACGCGAGCGAACGAGUUGUCAUAGCCGAAUCUGGGGACGCAUUGCUUACCUUACGCAACCCGGGUGCACCCUUCGCUGUUUGGGACCAUGAAGCCGAAGAUGACGAUGCAGCCGAAAACUCUGUCAUUACAGGAGAGGGCAAUGAAGAUGAAGGCGCAGAUCAAGGCCUGAAGGUACAAGGCUCGCCACAGAAGAAGAGAAGGAUGGCGGAAAGAUCGAGGCAGGGAGCAGAGAAUCAAGACGUUUCAGGGGACGAUGCAGAAUGCCCUUGCUUUGUGUAUCAGGUCUCGUCUCAACACCUGAUCACAGCUUCACCGAAGUUCAAGAGCGAGCUGACUUCUUGGAGUGAGAGUCUUAAAGGAGAGGAUGGCUUUUACCAUAUCAACACGACAGAUUGGGAUCAAGAAGCCUUCACUAUCCUACUGAACAUUCUUCAUCUACGCUUCCGUCAAGUGCCGAAGUCGCUAAGCUUGGAACUGCUUGCUAAAGUUGCCAUGCUGGUAGACUAUUACCGAUGCUGGGAAGCUUUCGACUUGAUAGCUGACUUAUGGAUUACGAACCUCCGGAAAGGACACGAAAUACCGCAGAAAUACGAUCGCGAGUCAAUGUUGUGGAUGCUGAUAUCCUGGGUGUUCAAGUUGGAUAAAGUAUUCUCCAGUACCACAAAGAAUGCGCUGCUUCAGAAUGAUGAGCCAAGUGUUCGGGAUAUGGCAUUAGGCAUUCCACCUGUCAUUCUUCGUACCUCGAUACUACUUGGUGCACUCAUGAAACAAGCGAAGAUCAUGGGCAUCUCUUCUCCGCAACCGACGGCGCCAUUCGACGGCAUGAAUGUCACUGGCCUGCGAGAGAAGAUAGAGGGGAUGCAGACACCAAAGUGGUAUGGCUACCGCGGUAUGGGAGACCAUGGCUGUAAUCUCAGGGAUACGGUGAUCCGAGAAGUAUCUAUGGUUGCAACCAACAUUUCUGGACUCACACUAAACGACUUUGUGGAUCGUGGUGAGGUUGAGGCGGAGUAG